AAUAGCGUCACAUAAGCGGAAGUAGAAAGACUCCUCACCCAUGUGUAGUCCCCGGUAGUCCCACAGAGACCCGUACCACUGUCAAUAGUACCUGGAUAUAAACCGCAAGCAUAAUGGCCAGUGGUGAGAAGGUGGGAGCAGUUGGAAAAGUUUUGGUGGACCCAGGACUGGACCUGGCCCGGCGGUUUAGAGCUUUAUUUACACUGAAGAGCCUUGGAGGUGCUGAGGCAAUCGAAUGGAUCAGUAAGGCCUUCAGCGAUGAGUCUGCGCUGCUGAAGCAUGAGCUGGCCUACUGCCUGGGACAGAUGCAGGACAAACGGGCCAUACCAACUCUGACUGCUGUACUGAAAGAUACACAGCAGGAAGCAAUGGUCAGGCAUGAAGCAGGAGAAGCUUUGGGAGCCAUUGGAGAUCCCAUGGUUCUAGAUCUUCUUAAAGAGUACAGUCAGGAUCCCGUUAUAGAGGUUGCAGAGACGUGUCAGUUGGCUGUUCGUCGGCUUGAGUGGCUGCAGGGUGGAGGAGAGAAACAGUUGGAUGGUGCAAGUACAGAUAAAAAUCCAUACUGCUCCGUUGAUCCCGCCCCCCCAGCAGAGAGGAAGAGUGUGUCAGAGCUCCGCUCUAUUUUGCUGGAUGAGACACUACCACUGUUUGAACGUUACAGGGCCAUGUUUGCCCUGCGUAACCUUGGCAACGAGGAGGCUGCACUAGCACUGGGAGAUGGCCUGCAGUGCUCCAGUGCUUUGUUCCGUCAUGAAAUUGGCUACGUCCUAGGUCAGAUGCAGCACCCUGCAGCGGUCCCCGCCCUGAGUGCAGCUUUGGAGCGUCCCGGUGAGAGCCCAAUGGUUCGCCAUGAGGCAGCGGAGGCCCUUGGCUCAAUCGGCAAAGAUGAGUGUCUGGCUGUGCUGCAGCGUUUCCGUAAAGACACAGAACGUGUGGUCAAGGAGAGCUGUGAGGUUGCUCUGGACAUGCUGGACUAUGAAAACAGUGACCAGUUCCAAUACGCAGAUGGACUGGUCAGGUUGCAGGGUUAGAGGUCAAUGUCACUUAGGUCUUUUUUAAAUUAACAGUUUUACUCUCUGUACUGUACCAUAUACAGCAGGACAGAUGGACUAUGUAGUGCUACUCUACUGCUGCAUCUCCUCGGAUGAAGCUUUACAUAAUUAUAGCUGCUGAGCACAUAAAAUCCAAAGCAAAGUUGAAGAACGUUAGACAAACUGGUGGGGGUGAAAGAGCUGCUCAGGGUUCUGUGUGAUGGGAGACUGUUGGAUCUGUUUGAGUAGUGUACAACAGGUGAUUCUGCUCAAAAAACUUUUUUAGGCUUCAUUUUGAGUACACUUUUCUUAUACUCCCUCAUUAGUUUAUGUUAGAAGAUCAAAAUCCUGACAGAACAAUGUGACAUUUACUGCCUUUACAGCAAACUGCCCCACGGGGACAUUAAAGUUUUACUCUACUCCACAGAGUCAGUGGAAGGUCUUCUCCUACACAGCCUUAUUUGUUUUUCUCUUUUAUCUUCCUAUCUAUUGUUUUGUCUGAGAGCUGUAAAGGAUCAUGAAUACCAAUGACAACGUUGAAUGGACUGGUUCUAUAUUAAUGCAAUAGUUCUUACUCAGGCUGCACUAAAGUCAAUCUGACCUAAUGUCCGGUAAUUCUACUCUCUGUUGUAGACUUAAAGUAUGUGGGGUAAUACACAGAUAUUUUGUUUUACAGGGAAUGCUCACUCAAGACUGUCAAUCAGUUAAUCAAUCAAUCAAUCUUUAUAUGUAUAGCACCAAAUCACAAGAAACAUUAUCUUAAGACGCUUUCUAGAAACAGAGCAGGUCUAGGCCCUAUUCUACGUUAAAUUAUUAACAGAGAGAGAGAGAGAGAGAGAGAGAGAGAGAUGAUAGCAUUGCACCUUGCAGUGUUAAGCUAGUUACAGCGGCAAGGAAAAACUUCCUUUUAACAGACAGAAACCUUGAGCAGAAUCAGACUCAUGUUAGACAGGGUGUCUGCCUCCCGGACCCUGACUGGUAGAUGAUUCCAAAAGAGAAAGCUCUGUAAACUUUUACAAAGUUUGCACAGUAGUUCUUGAAAUCUCUAAUCUCUUAGGCACCUAUGAUUGCUUUUCACUAAAUUGCUUUAGACUGACAGGUUAUCUGGCACCAUUCUCAGCCAGAUGUGCAAUCAUGUGCAAUGUAUGCAUAAUUCUAAUGAUCCUGUACCAAUUGAUCUGAGAUUCUCAAUAAGCCUUUUGUGCCCUAAAUAUAUGACUCAAUUGUCAAAGCA
This is a messenger RNA of Notolabrus celidotus (New Zealand spotty), 2265 nucleotides long. It is a transcript of the gene dohh, whose product is annotated as deoxyhypusine hydroxylase/monooxygenase. Gene Ontology annotation, molecular function: deoxyhypusine monooxygenase activity. The record is from RefSeq and is a predicted model, not a curated record. Gene Ontology annotation, biological process: peptidyl-hypusine biosynthetic process. The transcript has 6 exons. Lineage: Eukaryota; Metazoa; Chordata; Actinopteri; Labriformes; Labridae. The coding region runs from base 114 to 1031 and encodes 305 amino acids.